Molecule: messenger RNA, 5112 nt
Organism: Ascoidea rubescens DSM 1968
Lineage: Eukaryota; Fungi; Ascomycota; Saccharomycetes; Ascoideales; Ascoideaceae
Gene: YBT1
Product: bile acid-transporting ATPase YBT1
Exons: 1
Coding region: 1-5112 (1703 amino acids)
Biological process (GO): transmembrane transport
Cellular component (GO): fungal-type vacuole; fungal-type vacuole membrane
Molecular function (GO): ABC-type peptide transporter activity; ATP binding; ATP hydrolysis activity
Source: RefSeq, a predicted model, not a curated record
AUGGAUUCGAGCCUGUCGCUAAAUUGUUCAGCGAUAUGGUAUCAUGAUGAUUUUACCUCUUGUGCAAGGAAAUAUUAUCUUGAUAUUUCCAUUUCCUCCUCAAUUAUAAUCAUUGUCAUAUCUUGCCUUUUAUAUAGUUUUUUUCAUAACGAGUCCUUUACUGAGAAACAAAAUUUCUUCAAUCCCAAGUUAAGCUCAAACUCCAAAAGCGAUAAAGUAGAUGCUGAUAACCACCAUGGACAUCCUCUCUUAGUAUCGUCGUCUUCCUCCUUCUCAUCCUCGUCAAUUAAAUCGACUUCUUCAAAUUACGGUGCAAUCAAUUCCAAUCGUCUUUCUGCUGAUUUGAUCAAAAGAAAACAUUUUGACAUCAAAUUUCUAUCUUUUACUAACGAUGAUGGCGCUCCCCAUGGAGAAUAUAUUGAAAUUCAUAGAAAUUUCAUUGAAAAUUUUAAAGUCUUCUUGGAAUAUUUUCUUAUAUUGAUUGGUUUUAUCACAAACAUAUACUCAUACAAAAAAAAUAUAUCUUCACUUGAAACUUUCCUUGUUUGGCUUAUUUCUCUUUUCUUAUCCUCUUUAAGAUUUUAUUCUUUGAUAAUAUCUAAAAAAAAUAACACCUCUUUUUUAGCUAAAAUCAAUUCAUGGGCUUUACUAAUAACAAUUCACACUGUUCUAUUGGUUCCUACCAGUCUAAAUUUUAGGUCAGUUUUAAUACAUAAUACUUUGAAAAAUCCUCAAAGAUAUUAUUAUUGCUCUCAAUUUCCCAUUAAUUUUUGUCUAUCUGCGUUUUUUUGGACAGAUAAAAUCGGUAAUAACGUUUCAAACUAUCUUUAUAAUCCAAAAAACCAAAAAAAUUACACUCCAACCCCAGAAAGAAUUACUUCUUUAUUCUCUUUAAUAACCUAUUCAUGGUUAAACCCAAUGAUUUCAAUUGCUUCAAAAAAUAAAGACUUGAAAUUAGAUCAGAUUUGGGCGCUAAGAAAUGACGAUUUUUCUUACAUCACUUUAAGAAGAUAUGAGCAUUUCGAAAAAUUCAAAUCAAGAUUAUCUUUUGCUUGGAAACUAAUGAGUUAUUUCGGUUGGGAUUUUGCAUUUCAAGCUUUCUAUAUAACAUUUUAUGCUUUUGGUAUGUUUGUUCCUAGUAUCUUAUUAAAAGUGAUUUUAGAAUUCAUCGAUGAUUCAAAUUAUAUUCCUUUAAACCUUGCCUGGUUUUCUGUUUUCCUUAUGUUUGGUGUUAGAGUUUUAAACUCUUUACUAUUUGGUGUAUCUUUAUUCAUUGGUAGAAGAGUUUGUACUCGAAUGAGAUCAAUUAUCAUCGGCCAAGUCUAUUCAAAAGCUCUUAGAAGAAAACUUUCUGUUGAAAAGUCUAUUCCAAAUGAUGAUUCCAAAUCCAAUAAAUCUUCAAAGGUUUCCAAACAAACACAAAACGCUGAAGAAAAUGGCGAACAAGUUGACAAUGAGAAAAAAAAAGAAAAAGAAUUAGGUGGGAUUAUUAAUUUAAUGGCUGUUGAUGCUUUUCAAGUAUCUGAGCUUUGUGGUUACCUAUUCUAUUUUGUUAGUGGCGUUGUUAUGGUUGUUUUUGCAAUAUAUCUACUAUAUGACCUUCUUGGUUGGUCUUCUUUAGUCGGUUCCACUUUCUUGUUAUUUUUAUUACCAAUCAAUUAUUUACUUUCUAAAAAAAUUGGUGACCUUCAAAAGAACAUGAUGCUAGUUUCGGAUAAAAGAGUUGGAAAAUUAAAUGAAUGUUUUCAAAAUAUCAGAAUUAUCAAAUUUUUUGCUUGGGAACAAAAAUUCAUUGAAUCAAUUAUGGACAUCAGAAUGACGGAAUUGAAAAAACUUAAAAGACAAUAUAUUUUGCAAAUGUUUUCUUCAAUAUUAGGCCACAUAGCUCCAACUAUUGUCACAUUGAUCAGUUUUGCUUGCUAUACUUUGAUCGACGGAAAUGUUUUGACUUCUCCAGUUGCUUUUACAGCUUUAUCUUUUUUCAACUUACUUAGAUUGCCAAUUGAUGAUAUUUCCUACAUGUUAUCUUCUGUCAUGCGUUCAAAAGCUUCUUUGGAUCGUAUUCAAGAUUUUUUUUCUGAACCAGAAACAACUAAAUACGAACAAUUAAUUUGCGAAAGAGAUGCCAAUUCGCCCUUAAUUGGCUUUCAAAAUGCCACUUUUUCCUGGAAUGGUGAAGAAGACCUGGAUGACAAUAAUGAUUUCAAACUAAGAGAUCUAGAUAUCUCAUUUGUCGAAGGUAAGUUGAACGUGAUAAUAGGACCCACUGGUGCUGGUAAAACAUCAACAUUAUUAGCAUUGUUAGGAGAAAUGAAUUUAAUUAGUGGGAAAGUCUUCUUACCUGGUGUUCUUCCAAGAAACGAAAUUCAAAUCGAGCCGAAUACUGGUCUUGCAGAUAAUGUGGCCUAUUGUUCUCAAUCGGCGUGGUUAUUAAACGGAACAAUAAGAGACAAUAUUCUUUUUGAUUCAGAGUUUAAUCAAAAGAGAUAUAAAGAUGUCAUUGAAUCUUGUGGACUUAAACGUGAUCUAGAAAUUUUUGAAGCUGGGGAUCAAACUGAAAUUGGAGAAAAGGGUGUCGUUCUUUCUGGUGGUCAAAAACAAAGGGUUUCAUUGGCCAGAGCACUAUAUUCGUCGUCCAAAAACAUUCUUUUAGACGAUUGUUUAAGUGCAGUUGAUUCCAACACUGCUUUGUGGAUAUAUGAUAAUUGUAUAACAGGCCCAUUGAUGAAAAACAGAACAUGCAUUUUGGUGUCUCAUAAUGUUGCCUUAACUGUCAAGGAUGCUGAACAUGUUAUUGUUAUGGAGAAUGGAAGAGUAAGAGCUCAGGGUUCUCCUGAAAAAUUACUAUUUGAUGGGUUUUUAGGUGAGGAUGAUUUGAUAAAAUCUUCUAUUAUGAACUCUCGUAAUGCAUCUAAUGUUGAUAUAAAGCAAUUAAACUCAAGUGCCAGCAGAUCUGAAAAUCAACUUUCCAAUAGAAAUAUCAAGAAAUUUGAUAAAGAAUUAUUAAAGGCAAAAGUAAAAGAACAGGAAGAGGAAGAAGGAAUUGAAUUAACUAAAGCAGUAAAUAAAACUAAAGGAAAAUUGGUACAAGAAGAAACAAAAAGUACAGGUACAGUCAGCAUUCAAGUUUACAAAUUUUACAUGAAUACAUUUGGACCUUGGUAUGCUUGGGGUUUUGUUUUUUCUUUAUUUAUCUUUUCGCAAGUUGUUUUUAUAAGUCAGUCAUGGUGGUUGCGUAAAUGGUCGUUGAACAAUGAAGCGGAAUUUCCAUACAGUUCUUUUCAUUCUUUUGUUAUUAGUCCAAAUAUUUUUGAAAAAGUUAAUCACAUCAAGGAUAAAUCGUCUGCUAUUAUUUACGGCACCAAGAAUUUUGCCCAAAGUCUUCGUAUUGAGCCAGGUCAUGAUGCAAUUUUCUAUAUUUCAAUUUAUGGAUUGAUUGGUCUUGGAUUCGGGUUAGUUUGUUCUAUUCGUAACCUGUUUCUUUUCUUUUCCGGAUUAAGAGCUUCAAAUAUCAUAUUUAAAAAUGUUUUGGAGAGAAUAAUGAGAGCAAAGUUGAGAUUUUUUGACACUACUCCUAUUGGUCGUAUUAUGAACAGAUUUUCCAAAGAUAUUGAAUCAGUUGAUCAAGAAAUUACAGAAUAUUUUCAAGGCACAUUCGUUUGUAUUAUUAUAACUGUUUCCACAUUAUUUUUAAUUAUAACCAUCACUCCAUUAUUUUUUCUUUUUGCAGUUUUUAUUUCAUUGAUGUUUUAUGCUAUUGGAUAUUUUUAUCUUAGUCUAUCUAGAGAAUUAAAAAGAUAUGAAUCGAUUACUAAAAGUCCAAUUCAUCAAAAUUUUACUGAAACUUUAGUUGGUGUCACAACAAUUAGGGCUUAUGGUGUUGAACAUAAAUUUAUGAAAAAAAAUUUAGAAUAUAUUGAUGAAAAUAAUACACCAUUUUUUUAUUUAUGGGUUGCCAACAGAUGGUUGUGUUUUAGGAUUGAUUUUCUAGGAGCACUUGUUACAUUGUUCUCUGGAUCAUUUGUUUUAUAUUAUAUGGACUCGCUUGAUGCUGGGUUGGCUGGUAUCUCAUUAUCAUAUGCAAUUUCAUUUGCCGACGCAGCACUUUGGCUUGUUAGAUUAUAUGCAAUGUUAGAAAUGAUAAUGAACUCAGUUGAAAGAUUAAAGGAGUAUAUGGAAGUUGAAGAAGAACCAGAACCACAAUUGUCUCAAGAGUUUGAGCCACCAAAAACUUGGCCCGAAACAGGUAAAAUUGAGAUCAGUAAUCUAUCAUUAAGAUAUGCACCAGACUUGCCAAAAGUUAUUAAAAAUGUAACAUUUGACGUUGAACCAAAUGCUAAAAUUGGCAUCGUUGGGAGGACAGGGGCAGGUAAAUCAACUAUUAUCACUGCAUUGUUUAGAUUUUUAGAUCCCGAUACUGGGACAAUAACCAUUGAUGGGUAUGAAAUUACAAAAAUUGGGUUGAAUACAUUAAGAAAAGCAAUUACAAUCAUCCCUCAGGAUCCUACAUUGUUUAGUGGUACAAUUAAAAGUAAUCUUGACCCAUUUGAACAAUAUUCGGACGCAGAAAUGUUUGAAGCAUUAAUAAGAGUCAAUUUAUUAAGUAGAGAGGAACUAGAAAGCAAUGGAACAAUUGAAAAUGAUGAAUUAAUAAGUAGGACACCAAAUAAUGCUGAAGAAACUGAAAUUGAAGAAAAUAAAAAUAAGUUUUUAAAUUUAGAUAAUAAGAUUGAAGAGGGAGGAAAAAAUUUAUCCCAGGGUCAAAGGCAAUUGGUGUGUUUAGCAAGGUCAAUAUUGAGAACUCCCAAGAUUAUGCUUUUAGACGAAGCGACAGCAUCAAUUGAUUAUAAAUCAGAUCAUAAGAUUCAACAAACCAUUAGAAAUGAAUUUAAAAAUAGCACAAUUUUGACAAUUGCCCAUAGAUUAAGAUCAAUUAUCGAUUAUGACAAAAUAUUAGUUAUGGAUGCAGGUAAAGUUGUAGAAUAUGAUGAGCCUUUCAAGUUGAUUUCUGAUAAAAAUACAAUUUUUUAUCAAAUGUGUGAAAAAAGUGGCGAAUUGGAUGUUUUGAUUAAAUUAGCUAAAGAGUCAUCAUCAAAAAAUGAAGAUAUUUAA